GCUGUGUUGUUCAUGGCUGUGCAAUGAAAUAUACUCUUUAGAUUUUGAGUAAUUUUCCAUAUAUAAUUUUGAAAGUUGUGGUUAUCCAUAAUAGAGCUAAUGAUAGUGAUAGUAUUUUUGUUGUUAUAAUAUGGCAAGAGAAGAGUAAAAUAUUGUGUUUUUGUUUCUCCGAUAAUGAUUAUGUCACUGAACAUAUUAUGUAAGAAGUAAAAUAUAAUUUUUAGAAUUCUUGGAGAACUAGAAUAAGUAUUCGUUCAUAACAUUUGUAGUGCCAACAGUUGUAUAUUAACAGAAUGUGAAAGAGAAAUUAGUGAACCGAUAUUUUAUGUUGAUGAAAGUGUUUCAUAUUUUUUUACUGAUGUUAUACUAUAGUUUGGAAGAGAUUGAUAAUGGGUAGCCAGUGAUACAAUUUGUGAUAAUAACAUUGUUAUUGCUAGCUAAAAAUUAUAAUGAAGAGAGAAGAAGUAAUCAAAACAAUAAAAGCAUGGUUGAUGAGACGAAUGAUUAGAGAACUCAAAUAGAAUAUGAGAAGAUAACUGAUAUAACAGAUGGGAUGGUGGGAAUAAUAAAAUUAAAUGAAUAGUUUGAGAUAAUUUAUUAGAAUAAAAUGUCUAGUAAUAUAUUAUCGAAUAGAUCAAUAAGUGAAUUAAUAACAUAAUAACCAAUUCUAAUAGACAAAUAAACAAAGUAAUUGUUGUAAGAAUAAUGCAACAUAAAAUUACAAUCAAUAUAGGAUUUAAGAGAUUCUUUAACAUUAUUAUCGUUAAAGGAAUUGUUAGAAAGCAUAAAGACAAACUUAAUUCUUCCUCAUUAAUUGGAUGUAUACGUUCUAUAAGGAUUUGAAGAAUAGUUUUUGUAAAUUCUGAUAUAGAAAGAGAAUGAUAAUAAGACUAUUUAUAAUAUAGUGUUAUAAGAACUGGCUGAUUAUGCUCAUUAUAUAAAGAAGAAGCAUGCAUAGACAACAAUGAAAUAAUUAUUUAAGAGUUUCAGUCAUGAAUUGAAUACAUCAUUGAAUUAUAUAUUGGCUUUGGCUUAGGUAGCUUAAUGUCAUGAGAAUGUGCCUAAAAAUGUUUCUGAAAAGUAUUUCCUACCAAUUCUGCAUUGUGGGAGAAUAAUGCAUAGUUUUAUAAGUGAUAUAAUGGAUUAUAAUUUAAUCUUGAGUAAAUAGUUUAAUGUAGAAGUGAGCAAUUUCAAUAUUCCAUAAUUGAUAAGUGAAGUUGUAGAUCUAUUCAAAUAUUAAAUUAAUUAAAAGAAUUUGAAGAUUGAAUUUCAAAACAAUCUAUUAAAUUAUGAUUUAGUUAGUGAUAGGAAUAGAAUAAGAUAGAUUCUAAUAAAUUUAAUAUCUAAUGCUUAGAAAUUUACUUUUUCUGGUUAAAUAAGAAUUUAAGUAGGGGCAGUUAUAAAUAACAAAUAAUUAUGUGUAAUCUUUCAUGUUAUCGAUACAGGAAUAGGAAUGAAACAAGAAGAAGCGGAACGUUUGCAUUAAUUGUUAUCAUCGGGUAUUCCAUAAACUGCUAAGAUUUCUUAAAAUACAGUAGGUUUUGGUUUGGGAUUAUAUAUCUCUAACAAAAUUGCAGAAGUUUUAAGUUUAACAAGAUAUGAUAAAGGUGGAGGAUUAAGAUUUGAGUCUAAAUAUCAAUAGGGAUUUCAUGGUUGGUUUAUGGCAAGAAAUUAAUCAUAUAGUCCUAUCCAUUAAUAAAGUAAUCCUACUCCAAUUGUACGUAUACGUAAGAAAAUUCAAAUUGAUACAAUGGAAUCAUAAAUCAGUCGAGUCAAUGCUUAACCUAUGAGGCAGAAGUUCUCUCAAAUUUUAGGGAUUAAAGAUAUAAAAUCAGAAAGAGGAUUGAAUAAAGAAUUGUCAUUAAAAUUAAGAAAACCUCCAUCAAAGAUUGCUAGAGAGUUAUUCCUAGCUGCUAUCACUUCAGAAAGGAAGAUUGAAUCUUUUAGCAUAAAUUAAGAAACUAACGACUAAGAGUAUGAAUCUAGAAUAACACAUUUAAAAGACAAUUUAAUUAAAAAACAUAAAUGCAACUGUCCAUAAAUCUUAAUUGUAGAUGAUGAACAAAUAAAUAUUAUGGCUUUAUCAAUGAUGCUAGAUCAAAUGGGAUAUUCCAGUGAUUCCGUAUUCAAUGGAGAAGAAUGUGUCAAUCUAAUAUUUACAAAUAAAAAAAAGAGUAUUAUUUUAUCAUACUCUAGCUAAAUGUAAUAAAUGCAAGUCUCAACAUUAUAGAAUGAUCUUUAUGGAUAUUAAUAUGCCAAUCUUAGAUGGAAUACAAGCUACUGUCAAAAUCAAAUCAUAAUAUUCAAACAUUAUAGUUAUUGCUUGUACUGCUUUCUCUGAUACAGAAACCAGAAACAUUUGUUACAAAAGUGGCAUGAGCUAUCACAUCUAAAAACCAGUCAAAAAAGAUUAACUCAUUGAAAUACUAGCUUAUUAUCUAAAUUGA
Paramecium sonneborni is the source of this 2447-nucleotide messenger RNA. Lineage: Eukaryota; Ciliophora; Oligohymenophorea; Peniculida; Parameciidae. The record is from the annotation of a GenBank genome assembly.